AUGAACAAUCGUCCUCAUGGCCGUGGCCUCCCCAAUCUCGUCGUCAUGCUGGACAGGACGACAGGCAGCAGUGGUUCUUCGCAGUCCACCACCAGUACGCCUUCUACCAUGGUCAGGCGUUCCUUUUCCGACUCUCCUGGCCCAUCUUUGCUCAGCGGCCCUACCACUCCCACCCCAUCUGACAGAGGUGCAUCGAUAACAGGCGCUCUGACUUUGGCAGGCAAGCGUAAGCGCAAUGGUAUCGAGCAGAAACGAGACUCGAAUGCAGAUGUCUACUAUCAAUCGCAGAAGAACAUCAUGGAGAUGCGACUUGCCGUGGAGAAGGAAAUGACGAGGCGGGAGGAGGUUCGCCUCUAUCUGGAGAAGGUCGAGGCCGACUGGGUGAAGGAGCGAGAGCAGAGGGAGAAGGAGCGGGAGUAG
Messenger RNA from Mycosarcoma maydis (corn smut), 420 nucleotides. RefSeq lists its product as uncharacterized. Lineage: Eukaryota; Fungi; Basidiomycota; Ustilaginomycetes; Ustilaginales. The transcript has a single exon. The coding region runs from base 1 to 420 and encodes 139 amino acids. The record is from RefSeq and is a predicted model, not a curated record.